GUCUAUGCGGCGUACAGAAAACCCGGAAGCUUUGAGUAAAACCCAUUUCUUUUCCUGUAUGAUAUGCAUGUAUAUGACUGAUGGUCAAAGCGGGGGAAAACUUACUAUGAGCAUGUGACUGUAACAGACAACGUUCCUGAGGUCCCGGCAGACUGUAAGAUUGGAAAGGUCAACGACAAUGGACGCCACAACAGCCAAAAUCGUUGCCAUCUUCAUUCUUCUCUUUAUUACGCUGCUGCUGGGCAUAAUUCCGUACUUCAUCAUUAAAAAGAACUGGGGUGCCAACGCAUCUGCUCGAAGGGAAAAGGUCCUGAGUUUGCUGAAUUGCUUCGCAGGGGGCGUGUUUCUUGGCACGUGUCUGCUUCAUCUGAUGGUGGAGGGCAAGGAGGAUUUGGAACAGGGACUAACUCACGCCUACAACUUCACCGGCUACCCGAUAUUCGAGAUGCUCACUGGCGCGGGAUUCUUCCUCAUCGCCGGAGUGGAACAGUUAGCCAUGCUGUUUAUAACGGGAGUGGUUGUGACGUCACUUCCGAAGAAUCGUGCAAAACGUGAACCCUACAAGGAACCCCCGACAGAGAAGUCGCCUUUAUUGGGCAAAGAAAACCGACAGGGUUCUGACGAUGACAUGGGCAUCAUGGAAAAACGAGGUCGCAGCAUGCCCUCGGUGUCCGAAGGCAGUGAACUGGAGAGAUCUAUAUCCCACGCUCAUGACCUGGAUGCACUCUCUGCCGCGUCUGGACUCAGCGCGUUCUUGCUGCUGAUCGCGCUGUCCUUCCAUACAAUAUUUGACGGCUUAGCAGUGGGACUGCAGGAGGAAGCGACAGACGUUUGGGAGGUCUUCAUUGCCAUCUCGAUUCACAAAAGUCUAGUUGCCUUUUGUCUAGGUCUUCAGCUUUUCAGAGCCUUUGUGCCGUACUUUAAGAAACCUUACGCGUGCCUCUUCUUGUUUUCGUUGAUGUCGCCGAUCGGAAUAUGCACCGGCAUAGCUGUGACGUCUUCCAACCUUGACCUUGACGCACAGUCAAUGGCGUCGGGGGUUCUUCAGGGUAUUGCGUGUGGGACGUUCCUCUACGUCACGUGUUUUGAAAUUCUGAGAGACGAAUUCGGCCAUGGUAAAGGCAUGCUGAAUGUCUUUGUUGCAUUGUUUGGCUUCGCAGCAAUGGCGGGCGUGAAGGGUCUUGAUCACGACUGAAGGCAGAGUUUAAAACGUUUAAUAAUUAGAAAUGACGUUUCAAGUAAAUCGACAAACAACACAUGUCUUGAGAUAUAUGGCUUAUGCAACGUUUGAAAAGGAUCUCACUUAGGUCACAGAUUUCUAUAAAAUAUCAGGACCUUACCCACAAGAGUAAUAACGGUCUACCUAUCUUGCGUGUUGAUCAACGCCUCGCUCAGCAGUAUUCCAGCCGUAUUGUUGGCGUCCUGUAAAUAAUCGAAUCUGGACCACACAAACCGGUGAUUAAUAUUAUGAGCAAUGAUUAUUAUCCACGCUUCCGGGGUGUUAACUAAGUCGCCGAACCUGACCACCCAAUCCACUCGGGGGAACUCUUACGCCAAGCGUAAGUUGAGAGCAAAACCUAACCUGGAUUAUCAGUCUGUCGAGGCUUAUCUGCUUGUGAAAUGGUUUUGAUAAUGCAUGCACAAUAGAAUAUACGUACAUGUAUACACAUUUAAGCCAAAUGUGUAUCACAAGACAGAGCCAAUUAAGAGAUAACACAAGGCGAUGUGCUUGCAAAACCGACACAAACUUUACAAGAGGGUUCCCAUAUAUCAGUGCACGAAAACUGUGUACCAUGCAGGUCAGCACAACGUGUAAACCCUGAACUGGAAAUAUCAGUUUGUUAUAACCGUAGACUACUGCAAUACAUUGUUUUCAAUUUCGGCUUCACACUUUGUGAACUUCGUUAUAUCCGACAGUUCGUUAUAAGCGUGUUCGAUAUAGACGUUGUCUACCACACCUUUCUAUCGAACACGUUCCUUGUUCAGUCAGGUCAUGUCCUAAUACCAGGCAUCCUUCACUACAGUAUGAGUGUUAUUUUACGCCGCAGACAGAACGUUGUCGUGACGUAAUGUAAAAAGAUCAGUUAGGUGUUAUGGCCUGGGCAAUGAUGCAUGCAUAAAGAGUACACUACUCAUAUCCUAACUGACGUUUGUGUCACGUAUGGG
Haliotis rubra (blacklip abalone) is the source of this 2166-nucleotide messenger RNA. RefSeq names its product zinc transporter ZIP1-like. The transcript is spliced from 2 exons. Gene Ontology annotation, biological process: zinc ion transmembrane transport. Gene Ontology annotation, cellular component: plasma membrane. The record is from RefSeq and is a predicted model, not a curated record. Gene Ontology annotation, molecular function: zinc ion transmembrane transporter activity. Bases 179 to 1195 code for a protein of 338 amino acids. Lineage: Eukaryota; Metazoa; Mollusca; Gastropoda; Lepetellida; Haliotidae.